GGAAACAACCUCUUUCCUGUUUUGAGCCUGCCCUCAUCCAGUCGUGUCAAAGGGGACGUCUUCAUAGUCGAAAAAGCAGUUUGUUGCAAGGUGGUUUCAUUUUGAAGACAAGAGAUUCUUCGAAAAUGUCAAGCUCCUUGGUUGUUUGUGAAGUGGAUGAAAGUCUGAAAGAAAAACUUAAGAAGUUUAGAUUUCGUAAAGAAACCAACAAUGCAGCAAUACUGAUGAAAAUAGACAUGGAAAAGCAACUUGUUAUCCUGGAGGAGGAGUAUGAGGACAUUUCAAUGGAUGACCUGAGAAAUGAGCUUCCAGAACGCCAACCCAGAUUUAUUGUCUACAGUUACAAAUAUGUCCAUGCUGAUGGGAGGGUGUCUUACCCCCUCUGUUUUAUAUUUUCCAGUCCGAUGGGUUGUAAGCCAGAGCAACAGAUGAUGUAUGCAGGCAGCAAGAAUCGACUGGUGCAAUCUGCAGACCUCACAAAGGUCUUUGAAACCAGAAAUGUUGAUGACUUGACAGAAGAGUGGCUGAAGAAUCAGCUGGCGUUUUUUCGCUGAGCGUCCGUCGUCCGGCGGCUUCACUGUCACUGGAUUUUGAGUUUGUCGACCACAACUACCACUUUCAUUUGUUGCAUAAUUAAAUCACAGACUAAACCGCUCAGUUUUCAUCAUCAUUAAAGCAUUUCACUUGA
Oryzias melastigma (Indian medaka) is the source of this 688-nucleotide messenger RNA. RefSeq names its product glia maturation factor, gamma (gene gmfg). Gene Ontology annotation, biological process: negative regulation of Arp2/3 complex-mediated actin nucleation; actin filament debranching. NCBI's taxonomy places the organism in Eukaryota, Metazoa, Chordata, Actinopteri, Beloniformes, Adrianichthyidae. Bases 126 to 554 code for a protein of 142 amino acids. Gene Ontology annotation, molecular function: Arp2/3 complex binding; actin binding. Gene Ontology annotation, cellular component: actin cortical patch. The transcript has 7 exons. The record is from RefSeq and is a predicted model, not a curated record.